This is a messenger RNA of Drosophila gunungcola (fruit fly), 1187 nucleotides long. Its product is annotated as phenoloxidase-activating factor 2-like. Gene Ontology annotation, molecular function: serine-type endopeptidase activity. Gene Ontology annotation, biological process: proteolysis. Lineage: Eukaryota; Metazoa; Arthropoda; Insecta; Diptera; Drosophilidae. The transcript has 3 exons. The record is from RefSeq and is a predicted model, not a curated record. The coding region runs from base 20 to 1135 and encodes 371 amino acids.
UCAGUUAAUCUCAGCAAACAUGGAACGACUCAGGGUAAUUGCUGCUCUACUAGUAGGGUGCGUCUUUUUGGGCGAUGCCUGUAAUUUCUGCGUUCCCAAGGAAGACUGCUUGGUUGAGAAACCUCGAUACGAAUACCAAAUUGCUUCCGAAUGCGCUGUCUAUAAUGUCUGUUGUGACGUCCUUCGUGAAGAUAAUACGGAGGCCCAAGUACAAAAUGUAGCAAACAAUUGUGAGACAGAUUUUUCACAGACGUUGCACACGACCAAGCCCUUCGUUAAUAUAAGUUCUUGGCCAAUCGCUAAAUCAGGCGAUACUUCGGCUCAAGUGACCGGCAAAAGCAAUCCACGUGGACUGGGACCCUCGGUAUAUGUAACCAAUGAUCAAUCAGUGCCUGGUCAGUAUCCUUGGGUGGUGCUUAUUUUCUACCAAGAUAUAUUGGGAACCCACAUUUUUGGCGGAUCUUUGAUUCGCCCAGGAGUUGUCCUUACUUCGAUUCACCAUAUACGGUACAGAGACGCCAGUGAGAUUGUAGUGAGGGCUGGUGAAUGGGACAUAAACUCUUCCACGGAACAAUUUGAGUUCGAGGAGCGCGGUGUGGACAAAAUCGUACGCCAUGAGAGAUUCGAUUUCAAAACGGGUGCCAACAACUUGGCUCUUCUCUUCCUGAACGCGCCCUUCGAAUUGCAAGACCACAUUAGAAUUAUCGCUUUACCUGAACCACAAUCCAACUAUGACGGACUUCACUGCACAGCUGCCGGUUGGGGAAAGAAAAAUUUUGGGGAUCGCGACCUUUCGAACAUUAUGAAGAAAGUGGAUUUACGCAUGUUAAAUAGAAAUCAAUGCGAGCAACUGUUAAGGAGAACCAAUUUGGGCAACAGUUUCAAUCUGCCUGAAAGUUUAAUGUGCGCCGGAGGUGAUCUCAACAAGGAUACCUGCACCGGAGAUGGCGGUUCUGCCCUGUUCUGCCCCAUCGGAGCCGAGGAUUCAGGACUCUACGAGCAGGUUGGCAUCGUCAACUGGGGCAUGGAGUGUGGCCACCAGGAUGUCCCGGCAACCUAUACUAAUGUGGCUAUGUUCAGGCAGUGGAUUGAGGAUCAGCUUGUGUCUUUUACCUACAGAAACUACAGUAAUUGACAAAAAUCGCAAAAUAAAAUGUUUUGGGUGUUUUGGGUUUACAUUUACUUUA